This is a messenger RNA of Penicillium brasilianum, 801 nucleotides long. NCBI's taxonomy places the organism in Eukaryota, Fungi, Ascomycota, Eurotiomycetes, Eurotiales, Aspergillaceae. The record is from the annotation of a GenBank genome assembly.
CCCGCGGAGCACGGCGUCAACGACGAACCCUACACCUCAAUCGCUUGAUCUGGAACGAAAGACCACCGAGGCACCGCGCCUCAUCACCAUCGCUCCCUCGUUCUCGACACAACCGUUAUCAUGUUCUCGCUCCGUACCGUCCUCGGAGCGCCCAGCGCCCUCCGCCAGCUCCUCCCCUCCGUGUCUCGCCGAUCUAUUCCUGGCGCUAUGUCUCUCCGUCCUUUCUCGCACAUGAUCCGGAACAGUUUGACGAGGCUGCGGGCUACUUCGUCAGGGACUGGUAGUGCCGUUGCUGUCGCUGUGGGCGCGACUCGCCAGAUUGAGCAGGUUCGGGGUAUGAAGACUCGCUCUUCGGUUAAGCGGCUGUGUGAUGGGUGCAAGCCUGUCCGCCGAAAGAACCGUGUGUUCAUCAUUUGCUCGAAGAACCCUAAACACAAGCAACGCCAGGGAAAAUAGAGAGAAUGGCAAAACCUCUCAUAUCUACUUUUUGUUUCGAUGGCAUGCACGAUCUUGAUACCUCAGAUCCUGGCCUGAUUUGACAGUCUCAUUAUACGUGCUAUCUGGAAUAUUUCCGAUACGAUAGGCAUAUCCUGUUGUCCUCAUUCUCGGAUUGCGUACGAUCUGUCUGGUCAGGCCGGAUACGCGGGAUUUCGUCUCGACUCUUCAAUUGGUGGCAUACACCUUGCAUACUUGUUUCAGGCCCACAGUUACUUUGGGAUAUCGCGGCGCUUGGGUUUUUAUACUUGUACAUUAGCUUCAUGACUAGAAUUGCUGGUCUUCCAUUUUUCAAUCAAUUCAAGG